Molecule: messenger RNA, 1078 nt
Organism: Pelagomonas calceolata
Lineage: Eukaryota; Pelagophyceae; Pelagomonadales; Pelagomonadaceae
Source: the annotation of a GenBank genome assembly
CAGCUGUCCUCGGUAAAUUGGCCUGCGCGAGGCGCACAACUGCAGCUACAGGCACCAGACACACGCAGACGUACCGCUGAACUUUGCGCUAGCACCAGCAUAGCCGAUUCUCGCACGCGCAAGCAGUAUCCAACAAAAAGAAAGCGACCCGCAGCGCAUCUCCGCAGAGUAUUCACAAAAUGCAGCACAUCCGCCCGACGACGGGCUUACUGGAUGACCGCGACGAGGACUGGCGCGACACGCUCUUCUACUGGCACGGCCGCGUCACCUGGGUCGGCGGCGAACGAAACGUCGUAAGUUGGCGCGGGUCCUGGCUCUCGACGGUAGCAAGCCACGCCCCACCGGCGGCGGACUUCUCGUCAAGUUUCAACUUCUUUGAAUUGAAUUUCGACGUGGAUCCCAUGCGCGCGCGGCAAUUUGCGACCGGGGACAUGGACCUCCGAGCUUUGCUCCAACUGAGCGGCGAGUUUCGAGGGCAUUAUUUGAUGGAGCCGCCGGAUGGUGCGGGGUAUCGACGCGCGUAUCGCGACGACGCCCACGAAUUUGAGUUCGACGACCGCAUCGAGGACCCUCCGCCCGAGAUAGGUGCAAGCGAUCCCUUGCCUCCCAGAGCGCCGCAGCAGAUCCCGGGAGCGCCUUUAUUGAACGUCUUCGUCGUGCCGCCGCCGCCGCGAACCCCGAGACAACCGGGGCCCUACGUGUUGUGUGCGGCUCGAGGUAGGAACGAAUUUGGGACCUUCGUCGCGUUAGGCCACGCUCGAAGGUUCCGAUCAGGCGCCGAGGACGCCGUGGAAUUGACACUAGCUAGGAGGUACGUGCGCGACGACGAUUCUCGACUGAGGUGGCCGCUGCGCGACAUACUGCGCGGCGUCCAGGCGCCGAUCCGCGUCUCGCCCUGGGAGCAUUCGCUGCCCUGCCGGUUGCAGGGCGACGUGAUUGCGGAACAACAGAGGAUAGAGGCCGAGCGGCAACGUGAGAGAGCGAACCACAUACCUCAACCGUUCGCCGCGCAGCCCCUCGCGCACCACACCGAUGAAUAUAGACGCAUGAUGGACCGCAAGCGGACUAGGGACUAAAA